UUUAAAAGAAUUAAUGAAAUUGUGUUUUCUUUAUUAGAAUAAAUAAUGAUUACUCAAGAGUUGUAUUUGCAUGAGCAGUUGAGUUGGCAAGCCUGAGUUUGUUUUGGCUCUGAGGAGCUGCUGUAGUGUUAAGCUUAGCACUAAAUAGGCUUUGCUUGUGUUCACUGGUAACUGCGACAGGAAGCUCCACUUGGUUUAGCCAGGAGUAAUACUCAGCAAAAAUGAAGCAGCUUCAGCUUAACCGAGUUUUGGUUAAGGUGAUGAUGCUGUUUGGGUAAUGAAAUGCUGUGGGAAUACAUAAAACUCAGGAGGGAGUAAUGCUCUUAAGAGCUGUAUCUACUGAAUUGGCAGGAGCUGAGCCAAGGGUGCCCCUCAGGUAUGCUGAGUCAUCUGCUUAAACUGUGACAUGACUUAGUGUGGACUGCUGCUGGGAGAGAGCAGUGCCAACUGGGUGGUGAUGAAACAGCAUGUGAUGUGUCCAUGCAAGAGCGUGCUGGGUCCAAAUAACAUGUUUGUGAGAGAAUUUGGGGUGUGCUUGGAACCUGCGCUGAAGGACUCCCUCAGAGUGCACUGAAUUCAAACUGAAAGCAGGGGAGUUUUCCUGUGUGUCAUUGUGGGGGAAACUCGAUGCCGGUGUUGGUACAAACUGUUCUGCAUUUUACCAGCAUCUUUUUGUCAGGAGUUGAAUCUGCAGAGAACACGUGGAAGACUCUGGUUGCCACAGACAUAACACAGCUUGGGCAUGAGGCUACAUCAGCCUCUGCAUUGUAGUCCGGCAGAGUGAGGAUUGAGGGGUUGUUCCAGUGGUUUAUGGAAUAGUUGUGGCUUUCUCUAAAGCACUGGCAGGGUCCCAGAGGAGACGGGUCACCGAUCUGAUUACGGCGUGACAUUUCCAGUCUGGGUUGUAGGAUGGAAUUUCAAGGAUUUUUUUGGGGCUGGGAGGCCCAGAAGAGAGGAGAAAUUUUUCCAGGUGGUUCUAGAUGUGGAUAAAACAGCUUAUUCAGGGGUAAACAGGAGGAUGAGACUUACAUACAGGUUAUGUUUCACACUAUGUGCAGACUGUCUGUACUUACAGAAGAUAUUUAAAACCAAACAGACUUUUUUGCAAAAUUUUGAUUCCAGUGGAAUCUGUGCUUUAGAUUUUUGUCUUGUCAAUUAACUCCUGAAGCAAUGCCUGUACAAGCUCCACAAUGGACGGAUUUUCUCUCCUGCCCGAUUUGCACACAGACUUUUGACGAAACGAUCCGCAAGCCCAUCAGCUUGGGCUGCGGCCACACUGUCUGCAAGAUGUGCCUCAACAAGCUCCACCGUAAGGCAUGUCCCUUUGACCAGACCACUAUCAACACAGACAUCGAACUCCUUCCUGUGAACUCCGCCUUGCUGCAACUUGUGGGUGCUCAGGUUCCUGAGCAGCAGCCGAUUACUUUAUGCAGUGGAGCUGAAGAUACCAAGCAUUAUGAGGAGGGCAAGAAAUGUGUGGAAGAACUGGCAUUGUACCUCAAACCACUCAGCAGUGCAAGAGGUGUGGGUCUCAACAGUACUACUCAGAGCGUGCUGAGUCGUCCCAUGCAGAGGAAGCUUGUGACAUUAGUCCAUUGCCAGCUGGUGGAGGAGGAAGGGCGGAUCAGAGCCAUGCGUGCAGCACGCUCGCUGGGUGAAAGAACAGUCACAGAGCUCAUCCUCCAGCACCAAAACCCUCAGCAGCUCUCCUCCAACCUCUGGGCUGCAGUGAGAGCCAGAGGAUGCCAGUUCCUUGGGCCAGCAAUGCAAGAGGAGGCUCUAAAGCUGGUUCUGCUGGCUUUGGAAGAUGGAUCUGCUCUGUCACGAAAGGUCUUGGUUCUCUUUGUGGUGCAGAGACUAGAGCCGCGAUUCCCUCAGGCUUCCAAGACUAGCAUCGGGCAUGUUGUCCAGCUCCUUUACAGAGCCUCAUGCUUCAAGGUGACCAAGCGAGAUGAGGAUUCCUCCCUGAUGCAGCUGAAGGAGGAGUUUCGGACGUACGAAGCUCUGAGAAGGGAGCACGACUCACAGAUAGUUCAAAUAGCUAUGGAAGCGGGUUUGCGCAUUGCACCAGACCAGUGGUCCUCGCUCUUGUACGGAGACCAGUCUCACAAAUCCCAUAUGCAGAGUAUCAUUGACAAGUUGCAGACCCCGGCCUCGUUUGCACAGAGCGUUCAGGAAUUAACUAUUGCUCUUCAGAGGACUGGAGAUCCAGCUAACUUGAAUCGUCUUAGACCUCACCUAGAGCUCCUAGCAAAUAUUGAUCCUAGUCCAGAUGCUCCAUCUCCAACAUGGGAACAACUGGAAAAUGGACUAGUUGCUGUGAGAACUGUGGUUCAUGGCUUAGUUGAUUAUAUCCAGAAUCACAGCAAAAAAGGAACAGAUCAACAACAGCCCCCUCAGCACAGCAAGUACAAGACAUACAUGUGCCGAGACAUGAAGCAGAGAGGAGGAUGUCCCCGGGGGGCCAGCUGCACCUUUGCACACUCACAGGAGGAGCUGGAAAAAUUCCGUAAAAUGAACAAGCGUCUCGUUCCCAGAAGACCCCUUAGUGCUUCCCUGGGCCAGCUGAAUGAGGUGGGCCUGCCUUCAGGAGCUAUCCUCUCAGAGGAAGGGGGAGUGGACUUGCCCAAUAGGAAAACUUCUGCUCUGCCAAAUGGAAUUGUGUCAACAGGCAGCACAGUGACACAACUGAUUUCUCGAGGGACUGACUCCGGUUAUGAAAGUGCCCUGAAGCCUGGGAAGAUGGACCAUCUGAGUAGCAGUGCCCCUGGAUCCCCUCCUGACUUGCUGGAAUCUGUUCCCAAGAGCUCUAUUUCUGCCUUGCCAGUGAACCCUCAUCCCGUGCCUGCUCGGGUGCCAGCAGAUCUGCCCUCGGUGUCUGUCACCAAGCAGUUGCAGAUGGUACCCCGAGGGUCUCAGCUGUACAGUGCACAACAAGCAGAUAUGUUUUAUCAAGACCCCAGGGGGGCUGCCCCAUCGUUUGAGCCAGCGCCCUACCAACAAGGAGUGUACUAUCCCACUCAGUCCAUGUCUCGCUUUGUCCGACCUCCUCCAUCAGCCCCCGAGGCGGGUACGCCGUACCUGGAGCACUACGGGCCGUACCUGCCGGAGCGCGUGGUGAGCCCGCAGUACCCGCAGCCGCAGGGCUACCCGGCGCUGGCGCAGCCCAUGUACCCGCCGCACUACGACGGCCGCCGCGUCUACCCGCCCGUGCAGCCCUACCAGCGGGACGACGUGGUGCGGGGCAGCCCGGUGCCCAUCGACAUCCCGCAGGCGGCCGUGCCCCUCUACGUACCUGAGGCCAGAGACAGAUACCAGCAAACAGAGCCUUAUUGCCCGGUGGCUCCGCAUCUUGGGCAGAUCAGACCUUCGUGCCACAGGCCUCAUCCCAGCCUGGAUGAACUUCACCGACGCAGGAAAGAGAUCAUGGCCCAGCUGGAAGAGAGGAAGGUGAUUUCUCCACCUCCUUUUGCACCAUCACCAACCUUGCCUCAUCCUUUUCACUCAGAGGAGAUUUUUGUUUUUGUACAGUACUUGGAUGAAGACCUGAAGGUAGCUGGGAAAUACAAAGGAAAUGACUACAGCCAGUACUCUCCGUGGUCCUGUGACACCAUCGGCUCCUACAUUGGAACCAAAGAUGCAAAACCCAAAGAUGUUGUGGCAGCAAGGAGUGUGGAGAUGGCGAAUGUGGACAGUAAAGCCAUGCGUGAGCAGCGACUGGACAUGCAGCGACGAGCGGCCGAGACGGGGGACGAUGACCUCAUUCCAUUUGGAGACCGACCAACUGUGUCAAGAUUUGGGGCCAUCUCCCGUACUUCCAAAGCCAUGUACCAGAACUCUGGGCCCAUGCAGGCCAUGGCAGUUCAGGGAGCUGCCACCAAAUCCAUCAUUUCAGACUACAGUCCUUACGAAACCCACGGUGGCUGGGGAGGCUCUCCAUAUUCUCCUCAUCAAAAUAUACCUUCUCAGGGACGUUUCAAUGACAGGGAGAGGCUGUCCAUGGCGGAUGUGGCUGGUCAUGGGAAGCAGUUGCCCUCAGCUGAACGAGAGCAGCAGCUGCGCAUGGAACUGCAGCAAGUUGACCAUCAGAUCAGCCAGCAGACCCAAAUGAGGGGGCUGGAGGCUGUUAGUAACAGGCUGCUGUUGCAGAGAGAGGCGACUACCCUGGCAGGCCAACCACAGCCCCCACCCCCACCUCCCAAGUGGCCUGGGAUGAUCUCAAGUGAACAGCUGAGCUUGGAGCUACACCAGGUGGAAAGGGAAAUUGGGAAGAGAACCCGUGAGCUGAGCAUGGAGAGCCAGUCUUCACUGGAUAUGAAAAACAAGCUGGGCACCACUAAACAGACAGAAAAUGGACAAUUAGAACCACAAAACAAGGUUCCAGCUGAGGACCUUACACUGACAUUCAGCAGUGAUGUUCCAAAUGGAUCAGCUUUGACCCAAGAGAACAUUGGCCUCCUGUCAAACAACAUGGCAUCUCUCAGCCUGUCAGAGGACCCCGAGGGAGGAGGAGAUGGCCAUGACUCCCAGCGAGGGGGAGUGACACCCACAUCUGCUCCAUGAAGCGAGGCCAGCACACCCUGGGGUUCCUUCUGCUGGGGUGUCGGCAGUUUCCAUCUUGUGUUUUUUUCCAGGGAUGAUUGGAUAAACCCAGGAGCAGCAGUAGUAGCAGAGCAGCAGAUCCAGAGGCAAUGUGCACAAACACAACUACUAGAAACAAAUCCUGCACAUAGUUCACGUUAACGCAUUUUUUAAUUAAAAAAAUGAAAAUUAGCAGUAUCUGCAAGCAAUUCAAAUUAAAUUUGUUUUUGUUCUGUGAAUGAACUUUAUUUUAAUAACUUUGGACGCCUUGAAUCCCAGGGCUUAAAAAAAAAAGAUAUUAUAUAUAUAUACUCUGUUUGAUUAAUUGUAUGAUCUUAAUGAAGUAGGUUUUCUUUUAUUUUGGUAUUAUUACAUACCCAGUGCAUAAUUCCUUAUUUACCUUAUGACAACAAUUUGACCACUUCCUUGUAUGGUUUAAGGGUAAACAAGGAAUGAGGGUUGGAGAGUAGCUGUGAAUUGCAGUGUCAAAAGAUGUGCAGCAAACUUCAUCUUAAAACAGUUCCUCCCAUUGUGGCCAGGAACUGAACCUGAGCUUCUUGCUUAAAUUGCUGAAUUUAAACUACAAAUGACAGAGUCUUUGCAAAGGUGUGGUCCUUUUUAAAGGCUGGCGUUAUUUAAGGUCUGUGUAUGUUAGAAUCUGACACCUGAGUAUCAACCUGCAGUUUGUCAGGGCUGCAGUGAAUCCACCCUGGAUUCUUGUUUCAUGGGGGAAAAAUUGCACCAAAGGAACCACUGAAGGUGCAGCACAGAUCUUGCCAGAAGUAUCGAGAAGCAAAUUUUGCCUGAUAGAUCUAAUACUUCUCCAAGUAGAUGCUUUGUGGGCAUAAGCCAGAGAAGCUGUAAGUGUCUUUUGAUUAUUUUUUUUAGAAUAAAAUUUUGUUCUUGCUGCACAUUUUUUUACUUUUUUGGCAUAUGCUGAGGUAAGAUCCUGGAUAUGAAGACCUCUUGAGAGUGAUUUUUCAAGUGCUGCUCCCUCUCUACCUUCUUGGCCUGUGUCCUCAUUUUUUCUUCCUGGGUUAGACUACUAAGUGGGAAAGCACUGGUUAUGUAAUAAAUUACUGCAUUGCUUUGGUUGGGUAAAGCAAGAGUUAAUAAAUUUUCUUGGGUUUUAGUUUUUUUUUUCCUUAACCUUAACUCCUGCUGAGGUUAUAGCAACCUUGGGCUAAGCUUUGCAUUCAUCAUACUGUUAAAUAAAACAACAGGGGGGUGGGAGGGGAUACAGUCUCACUAUUGCCUACCAGUAGGAGAGUCCAAACAGAAGACUCUUUUGAGUAGCAAUUAUUUAAUUUGCCCAGUCAAGGCACCGCGUUUAUAUACUAUUUCACAUUGAAUUUGAUUAUGCCCUACAGACCUGGCUGGUCAAGGAUUUGAUACACAUAUUGGCUUGGGAUUCGAGCUUUCUUUUUUAUUUAAAUAAAAAUUUAUAUAUAAAUAUAUAUAUAUACAUAUAUACAUAGUUAUAUCUGUAUAUAUAUUGGGUAUGUUUUAAGAAUUUUUUCGCAUGAGCGCAGCUGUUGUGAUCAAAUGUCUGGGAGGUAGAAGCACUGAAUGAAAAUAAAAGCAUUUUUUAGCACACCCCCCCACA
This is a messenger RNA of Motacilla alba alba, 6187 nucleotides long. RefSeq names its product ring finger and CCCH-type domains 1 (gene RC3H1). Bases 1171 to 4563 code for a protein of 1130 amino acids. Gene Ontology annotation, molecular function: metal ion binding. NCBI's taxonomy places the organism in Eukaryota, Metazoa, Chordata, Aves, Passeriformes, Motacillidae. The record is from RefSeq and is a predicted model, not a curated record. The transcript is spliced from 20 exons.